Magallana angulata is the source of this 1613-nucleotide messenger RNA. RefSeq names its product RUS family member 1-like. The transcript has 13 exons. The coding region runs from base 92 to 1411 and encodes 439 amino acids. NCBI's taxonomy places the organism in Eukaryota, Metazoa, Mollusca, Bivalvia, Ostreida, Ostreidae. The record is from RefSeq and is a predicted model, not a curated record.
GUCUGUUUCAGUAAACAAACGUGGCAAAGAAACUGGAAGAGGGUAAACUUUUUAAAAAGCGAAGAAUAAAGGUUAUGUCAGCUUGUAUGCAAUGGUCUGCAAGGAAGUUUAUGGUUCUACUAACGUCCUUAAGAAAUAUGUGAAGACAGAAAAAGACAAAUUGAAGACAGUUGAUCUUUCUCCGAAGUGGACCUCACUCUCUCAGUUCUUUACGGUAGUCUUUUUACCACAAGGAUACCCAGAGAGUGUUAGUUCUGAUUAUCUCCAGUAUCAAAUAUGGGAUACCAUCCAGGCUUUUGCCAGCAGUAUAACUGGCACACUGGCAGCCCAGGCCUUGCUGAAGGGAGUCGGUGUUGGAGAUGAGAGUGCCACUGUCAUGGCUGCAACAUUGACAUGGAUCUUAAAAGAUGGGACUGGGAUGAUAGGUAGAAUAUUGUUCGCUUGGAUACAAGGAACCAAUUUGGACUGUGAUGCCAAAAGAUGGAGAUUAUUUGCAGAUAUUCUGAAUGAUAUGGCCAUUUUCAUGGAGAUUUUAGCACCAUAUUUCAAAGCCUAUUUCACCCCUAUUGUCUGCACGGCAGGAGUUUGUAAAUCCAUUGUGGGUGUUGCAGGGGGUGCAACAAGAGCAGCACUAACACAGCACCAGGCUCGCAGGAAUAACAUGGCCGACGUGUCAGCUAAAGAUGGUAGCCAGGAAACCUUAGUGAAUCUGGCUGCUCUGGUCUGUAGCUUAACAUUGGUUCCUCUUGUAACAGGAAAAGAUGUGCUGAUCUGGAGUUUGUUUUUACUCUUCACACUGCUGCACCUGUUUGCCAACUACUCUGCCGUGACCAGUGUCGUCAUGGAGACCCUUAAUCAGGCCAGGCUCCACAUCCUGGUCCACCAUUACCUCCAGACAGGGGAAGUGCUCUCCCUUCAGGAAGUCAACUAUAAGGAACCUGUUUUGUGGAAAACAAGGAGAAAACUUAAUGUUCAUUUAGGAACCUCUAUAGGCAAAGUGUUCUCUAGAGCCAGUGUUUUAGAAGAAUCAAUUGCACUAUAUAAAGAUAGUAACUAUUUACUAGAUAUAAAUCUACAAACAGGCAGUGUCUCCAUAAUCCUAUCCCCCCUCAGCACUACCAUGGAUCAUUUAACGAGCUGUUUCCAAGCAGAGGUCAUAGACUAUGUCUAUGAUAAUAUGUACAAACCUACGACGAAAUCAGAAGAUCUUGGGAAUAUAAGGUCAGCUCUGAGUGAAGGUGAUACCCUUAGUGCCACUGCUGCAUCUUAUAACUAUGCAGCUGUACAUUUGGAGAAAUUCCAGCGGGGCCUAACUGAAAAGGGCUGGCUCUGUGAGCCCCUCCUUCUGGGCCCAGAUGAGUGGAGGGCCGAGUGGGACAGUGCUGGGACACUCGACAAAAAAGACGUAUGAGAUGUCAGAAGUCAUUAUAGUGCUUAGUUGUGAUCCAUCAGUCUUAAACUCUGCAACAUAAAAAUCCUGUAAAAUUGGAAUACAUGCAUUACAUUGUUGUGAUUUAGUUAAGGCUGGCAUGGUGCCUUUAGCUAAGGAGAAAUGAUCAUGUCAAUUCCUGUACAUUUAUGUACAUGUAACAACAAAUAAAUGUCAAACAGAU